Drosophila elegans is the source of this 8007-nucleotide messenger RNA. RefSeq names its product potassium channel subfamily T member 2 (gene SLO2). Gene Ontology annotation, cellular component: membrane. The record is from RefSeq and is a predicted model, not a curated record. NCBI's taxonomy places the organism in Eukaryota, Metazoa, Arthropoda, Insecta, Diptera, Drosophilidae. The transcript is spliced from 29 exons. Gene Ontology annotation, biological process: potassium ion transport. Bases 1315 to 6393 code for a protein of 1692 amino acids. Gene Ontology annotation, molecular function: intracellular sodium-activated potassium channel activity.
GUUUGUUUUUAUACUUUGCACAUGAAACAUGUGAUUUCCCUCGAACGCUCGCCGCCGAAGCCAGAGUUUUCUUUAGAGUUUUCCCCUCGCCGCCGGCCGCAAGAGUGAGCGAGAGAGCGAGUGUUCGUGAGUGCGUUCGUGAGUUUCGUUCAAUUGUUCGUGUCGUGUCGUGUCGUGUCGGUGGACAUUUUCCUAAAGCGAGAUUUUUGUAACGGAAAUCGCUGGAGUGCUAAUUAAAUUUGCAUCUGCCAUUUUAAGGGGAUGUCAAAUCUUUAGUCAUAGGGAUUAGUAAAUAAUAGUAAUUAAAUUAAAAAAAAAAAAAAACCAAAAACUCUGCCAUAAAUCUUAGUCAUAGUAGUUUGCUGUGUUAUUUCCACAGGGCCCACAUAAAUCAAUAAGAAGAAAAUAAUAAAUCACCAAGUUCGAGUUAAAUAUUUAAUUUCACACCGAAUGAUAUAAGUGGCUAUGCAAUUUUCGUGCGAAUUUAUAGCUGUCUACAAAUCCAUGUGCAUAAAUAAAUGCGGCUGUGACCAGCCAGUUGACCCGUGAGCCGUAAUUUAUCCAGGCAUCCACCUGAGGACAACCCCAAGUUGCCGAAAGUUUCGCAGUGAAUUUAUUGCCAAUGCCGCGCUCGCGCAAUGCGUUGUCCUUUGGGCCUCGUUGUUGGCCAGCGAAGAGCAGCAUUGCGUUAAUAAAAAUCCUCAGCCAACACAGGAAAUCAUAAACACCAGAAACUCACACCCACAAUAAGCCACACUUCAGCGUGCCCGGAAAAAUGCCAAAGCACGAACGGAAGAAACAAUAAAUAUCAACAGGAGUCCAAGAAAAUCAGCUUUAUUUACUCACAUUAACAACGUAUCAGCAACUGACCAAAUACAUUUAAUAACUAAGUAAUAAAUAAACAAAUACCUAAUCCAACAACUGUGCGGACCAAAACGCGUAAAACUCUUCUAUGCUGUAAAAAUCAAUGUGAGACUUGUGCUUGUAAACAAAACGUAGACCAAACAGUAUCGGUUAUAUGGAUCUAAUCUAGGAACAUUUAAAUUUAGCCUUUAGCUUUAAGUGUACAUAUGACCAGAAUGGAAUACAAACUUGGUAAAAGCUUUAAACUAGUCAACUAAGAGCGGAAGGAGCAAAACCAAACUCGAAUUUUGCUGUCAAUUCUCGUGUGUAAUGUGUAACUGAACGUGUAAACUGUAGACUGUGCUAUAAACAUAUUCAACCUAUUUAAAUAUAAAUUAACUAGCAAACAUUUACAAUAUAUUAUUGUCGAUAAACAGCAUUUAGGCCGGGCAAACAAAGAUUGCUUUCAGAAUGUCAAUGUUCUUCUUUCGAUUGCAUAACCUGCAGCGCGCCGAGGAGAACAAGCGCAAGAAGCGCGUGGAGCAGCAGCGCCAACAGCAGCGCCAGCGGCGGGGGGCCAAGGUCUUCAAGUGUGUCAGCGACUCCACCGGCCACCUGACCCUGGCCCCCUCGCGCCUCUUCGAGCGCACGCCCAUGAGUCCGUCGGACAGUCUGGACGAGAUCGCGCUGCAGAUCCCCAGAGUUCGUGUGGAGUACUAUGUGAACGAAAACACAUUUAAAGAAAGACUGCAACUCUAUUUCAUUAAGAAUCAGCGUUCAAGCCUGCGCAUUCGAAUCGCCGAUUUAUUCCUUAAGUUACUGUCGUGUGUUCUCUACAUAAUACGUGUGAUAUUGGAUAAAAAUCCAACAUUUAUAACAUGCUAUGGCUGCGAAGUGGGCAAUAAAACGGAGUUCAUCAUCUCGGCCAAACUGACGGAGGAGGAGUUCCAGGAGCAGCCCAUCAUCAACUGGGACGCCAUACUCUGGGUGAAUCGGCCAACAGUGCUCUGGGUCCUGCAGCUGCUUCUAGCCAUGGUGUCGCUAACGCAAUCUUUGGUCCUCACAUAUCUAGGCUAUAAGGGCAACAUCUGGCAGCAGAUACUUUCAUUUCACUUUAUACUAGAAUUAGUAACGACAAUACCCUUUGCACUUACGAUUGUUCAUCCUCCGCUGCGGAAUCUCUUUAUUCCCAUUUUCCUCAACUGCUGGCUGGCCAAGCGAUCGCUGGAGAAUAUGUUUAAUGACCUCCAUCGUGCCAUGCAAAAGUCUCAGUCAGCACUCUCGCAGCAGUUGACCAUUCUAUCAGCCACAUUGCUGUGUCUAGUCUUCACGAGCGUUUGUGGCAUCCAGCACUUCCAGCGGGCCGGUCAUCGGCAUCUAAAUCUCUUUCAGAGCACUUACUAUGUGGUUGUGACCUUUUCCACGGUGGGAUAUGGUGACUUUGUGCCGGACAUUUGGCCCUCGCAGCUCUAUAUGGUCAUCAUGAUUUGUGUGGCCCUCAUUGUGUUGCCCACGCAGUUCGAACAGCUGGCCUUCACGUGGAUGGAGCGGCAAAAACUGGGCGGCAGCUACAGUUCGCACCGCGCGCAGAGUGAAAAGCACGUGGUGGUGUGCUCCACCACCCUGCAUGCGGACACCAUCAUGGACUUCCUCAACGAGUUCUACGCCCAUCCGCUGCUGCAGGACUUCUAUGUGGUGCUGCUAAGUCCCAUGGAGCUGGACACGACGAUGCGGAUGAUCCUGCAGGUGCCCAUUUGGGCGCAGCGCGUCAUCUACAUUCAGGGCUCGUGCUUGAAGGAUGGCGACUUGGCCCGGGCCCGCAUGAACGAAGCGGAGGCGUGCUUUAUCCUGGCGGCCAGAAACUAUGCGGACAAAACGGCCGCCGACGAGCACACCAUUCUACGCUCGUGGGCCGUCAAGGAUUUUGCCCCAAAUGUGCCGCAGUAUGUGCAGAUUUUCAGACCGGAGCACAAGCUGCAUGUGAAGUUCGCGGAGCACGUGGUCUGCGAGGACGAGUUCAAGUACGCCCUUUUGGCCAACAACUGCACCUGUCCCGGCGCCAGCACACUGGUCACCCUGCUGCUCCACACAUCCCGCGGACAGGAGGGCCAGCAGAGUCCGGAGGAGUGGCACCGGCUGUACGGCAAGUGCUCCGGAAACGAGAUCUACCACAUUGUGCUGGGCGACAGUCGAUUCUUUGGCGAGUACGAAGGCAAGAGCUUCACAUACGCCAGCUUUCAUUCGCAUCGCAAAUAUGGAGUGGCCUUGGUGGGCGUGCGUCCGGCUGAGCUGCCAGAAUUCUACGAGGAAACCAUUCUGCUGAACCCCGGACCCAGGCACAUUAUGAAAAAGGAUGACACGUGCUAUUACAUGAGCAUCACCAAGGAGGAGAAUUCCGCAUUUGUCGUUAAUCAAAAUCAAACAUCGGACGCCACGGGAGCUGCCAAGGAAGGGGGCGGGGUCGGUGGCGGGGGCGGUGGCGGUGGCGGUGGCGGACCCUCCUCGUCCACCUCCCACCACCCUGCGACUGCAACUGCAAAUCCAACAAUAACAACAACAACAGUACAAGCAACAACAACAACAACAACAAUUAGCACAACCUUCACAUCAUCAACAUUACUAUCAGCAUCAACAACAACAGCAACAAUAAAUGCAACCUCAACCGCCGCAGCCGCACCACCACCAGUGCCGUCUGUUUGUGUGCGUGUGCCCCACAGUCCCAGUUACGAUAGUGGUGGUGGCACCACCGGCAACACCCACUUGCAACCGUAUCCGUAUCCGCAAUCGUAUCCGCAAUCGCAUCCGCCAAUGCAAACACCAGACAGUGGCGAGUUUGCAUCACUAUUUGUGCCCAGCGAUAAUCCGACGGCUGUGAUAAUCUCGGACUCCAGGCAGAACCUCAAGGACACGACGGUGACCCAGACGGCGGCGACGAUAACCACGACGACCCUGCCUCCUCCUUCGCAGACGAUGGGAUCCCCCAGCAUGGCCGGCGGAUCGGGUGGUGGUGGUGGAGGAGGAGGGGGAGGAGGCCUGGGACUGGGACUGGGUAGUGCCCACAGCAUGGGCACCUCGCUGAGCAUCACUCCAGCCACUCUGACCACCACUGGCAAUCACCUCGAUGUGCCCUUCGCCAACAAUCCCAACCUGCUCAGUCCGGAUGUGCUCAACCAGCGGAGGGGCAGUAGACGUCCCUCGAUCCUGCCCGUUCCCGAUAUGUUCACCUCCUCCUCGUUCAGCAUCGCUGGCAAUGACGAUGGCGAGGAGGGGGACGAGAGUGAUGAUGAGAUCGACGACGAGAUGCCCUGGCGUUCGCCAUCCGAGAAGAUUGCCAUCGUCAAGGGUUUUCCGCCCGUGUCACCCUUCAUUGGCGUGAGUCCGACGCUCUGUUACCUGCUCAAAGAGAAGAAGCCUCUCUGCUGUCUGCAGCUGGCUCAGGUCUGCGAGCACUGCAGCUAUCGAAAUGCCAAGGAGUAUCAGUGGCAGAACAAGACCAUCAUCCUGGCAGCGGACUAUGCCUCCAAUGGCAUAUACAACUUCAUCAUCCCGCUGAGAGCUCACUUCCGAUCGAAGACCUCGUUGAAUCCCAUUAUCUUGCUGUUGGAAAGACGGCCAGACGUGGCCUUCUUAGAUGCCCUCUCCUACUUUCCACUGGUCUACUGGAUGCUGGGUUCGAUCGAUUGCCUGGACGAUCUGCUGCGAGCCGGCAUCACAUUGGCCGAAAGUGUGGUGGUGGUCAACAAGGAGCUAUCCAAUUCAGCCGAAGAAGACUCCCUCUCCGAUUGUAACACCAUUGUGGCCGUGCAAAAUAUGUUCAAAUUCUUUCCCAGCAUCAAGAGCAUCACGGAGCUGUCGCAGAGCUCCAACAUGAGGUUCAUGCAGUUCCGGGCCCACGACAAGUAUGCCCUGCAUCUCAGCAAAAUGGAAAAGCGCGAGAAGGAGCGCGGCUCGCACAUAUCCUACAUGUUCCGGCUGCCCUUCGCCGCGGGAGCCGUCUUCAGUGCCUCCAUGCUGGACACGCUGUUGUAUCAGGCCUUCGUGAAGGACUAUGUGAUUACGUUCGUGCGACUGCUGCUGGGCAUUGACCAGGCUCCGGGUAGCGGGUUUCUGACCUCGAUGCGCAUCACCAAGGACGACAUGUGGAUACGCACAUAUGGGCGACUGUAUCAGAAGCUCUGCUCCACCACCUGCGAAAUACCCAUUGGCAUUUACCGCACGCAGGACACCUCGAAUGCGGACACGUCUCAUGUGAGUAACUCGCCGGUCGAGAGAUGGGGACCCUUCUCGGCCUUCAGCAGGCAUUGUGUGCGCUUGCGUCCAUCGUACGACGAGGAGACCGGCACGCCCGACUCGACGAAGGACUCAACGGAAAUGCUGCGCGGGGUCACCUACCGUCCGCCGGGGUCGGCAACAGGUGGCGCCAGCAGUUUCCGGCCGCAGCCCCAGCGCCAGCGGUCAGUCAACUGUUUGGGCGGUUGCUCGGAGCGCAAGGGAUCAUCCUAUUCCAUCAAUCUGGCCGAUGAGGCGAGGGACAACCAUGCCCAGCAGAUUGAGCGGGCAGAGAUCGCUAAUCUGGUGAGAAGUCGGAUGGAGUCCCUGAAUCUGCCCACCAUCGACUAUGACGAUGUGAGUGAGAAGCGCAACCAUCUGUCCUAUGUGAUAAUCAACCCGAGCUGUGAUCUCAAACUGGAGGAGGGCGAUCUCAUAUACUUGGUGAGACCGUCGCCGUUCUCGGCCCAAAAGACCUUCGAGCGACACAACUCGCGCCGCAAGUCAAACAUCUCGUUCUGCUCGAACAUUAACCUGGGCGCCACCCAGAUGCCGCAGAUGAACAUGAACAUGAACAUGAACAUGAACAUGGCCAAUACCGCCGUCGGGGCUGGAUCGCGUCGAGGAUCCGGCAUCGCCGGCUUGAACCCCAUGCAAAUGCAGAGUGUCCAGACCUUGGCCGGGUAUGGAUCAUCCUCGCAGCGCUGUAGCCCCCCGAUGCAGCAAAUUAAAUCGAAUUCUCUUUCUCUACCCGACAGUCCGACGGUGGUUGGCAAUCAGCGCGGACGGAGUAACUCAUUGCGGAUCGACAACGACAUCCUGCUCCGUCGAUCCUCGUCCCUGCGACAGGGCCUUCCCAGCGUGGGCGUCAGCCACGGCCGGCGAAAGUCGUCGCUGGAGGAGAUCGGCAUCAGUCACUUCACCACACUGAUGCAGGCAACGAACCAUAGUAAUCCCAUCAAGAUAUCGCUGAACGGCAGUAUCGGCAUGGAGAAUCAAAUCUCGCUGCAGGUGACGCCGCCCGAGGAGCCAACACCCAUGUUGGGCGUACCCUGUGUAUUGGGCGGUGGUGGUGGCGGUGGCAUUAACCCAUCCGGAGCGGGUUCCUCCACCGGCGGCAUGCUGGGCGCCGGCUCUUCGCUGGCCAUCAAUACCGCGGACCUGGGACCUGGACCGAGCACCUCAUCCGGGGCCAGUGGUUCGCUGCAGGCACAGGACUCGCUGGGGCAGCAGUCGGCUCAAGUGUCCUCGCCACAGCACCUGCAGGGGACGAUCGUAUGAUACAACCUGAUGUGGGGGCGCCGACUCCGCUCCUCCAUGUCGAAAAACAAGUGGAUAUAGAACACGGCCGGCACACACAGACACACCCGUAGAGAUAAGUUCUAGGCAGAGCGAUAGUAUUAGCAACCCAAACCAAACCAGUUAAAACCCACCCACCAACCCCAAGAGGCUGUCUGUGGUGUGUGUAACCCCCGGCAAAUCCAUUUCGAGUUCCCUUAAGUUAGUCUCGUAUGUUCAAUAGAUCACGAUCACUAUAUCACUAGAGGCGCGUGCUUAUCGGUUAAUCCCUUAGGAGUAUGUAUAGAUAUAUAUAUUGUAAUAAUAUAUUGCAAGUUUUGCAAUUAGUUGUAAGCUAAUGAUUAUGAUGGCUUUGCACACUAAAAAGCCGCGGCAAAUUGUGUUUUGGGAACAACAAAUGUAGUUAAACUAUUGGAUAGGUGGGACUAUAAAGAUUUAGCAAACUGUAUAACUGUAUAUAUCUGAUGCCUAGUUGUAAGCAUAACCGAGAAGUCAGAAGUAGCAAACUAUCAAAUAGAUCGGGCUAGAAAGCAUAAAACCAUGUAUAUACCUUAGGUAUGACCACUUAAUUGGGCUUCAGCUCGAUUUAGCUUCCCCUUCCGCUUCGGAAGGAACUUCCCCUGACCCUGACCCUGACCCUGACCCACUUAAACCCCAUAUAGAUACAUAUAUGAAGGUGCUAUCAAUGUCUUGUACUAUACACACACACACACUCAGAUAAAUGUUUUGUGAAACUUCUAGAAAUGUUCUACAAAAUUAUAGAAAAGAAAAGUGAAAAGGUUUUCAUAACAUAAAUUGGAACGGGCUUUGGUAUACUCUAAUGCUUUACAAAACCAACAACAAAAAUAUGUAUACAUAUAUAAGAAUAAAUCAAAGAAUUUGUAUAUAAACUAUAUAGGUAAGAAAAACCAACCAAUGCAUUCAAGAAAAAACGAGAACGAAAACAAACUACUAGAACCUAAUGAAACAACUUAAAUCGAAAAACAACAGAAUCUAGAAAUAAAGUUGUAGUUUAGAGUUAACUAAUUAAGACUAGUUUGGACCGAGGAUCGAGUACCGGCAACUGAACCAAAUUCAAUGAGCUAUUAGAACCAGCGUUCGCAGCUAACACAACCCUGUAGCAACGCAACCCACGUCCCUUUAACUUAAUUCGAUCCCAGCUAUAGACUCUAUAAAGUAGCUAAAACAAUGUACCUACACGACCAUUUACCACACAAACAUCCAUACACUCACUUAAAAAUGUUAGUUAAAGCACCCAAAGCAGUUUUAUAAGGAAAUUUUAGUCAACGACGACGAUGAAAUGCAUUCCAGUGUCUCGAGAGGAAACUAGUUAAGCUUAUGCCUAGCACCCCCAGAAACCUAUUUAUAUAGAUCUGUAUACUUAUGUAUCUGUAUAUCUGCAUCUACCACAUAGAUCAAAUCGAUGUCUCAAUGUACAAAAGUAGGUAACUAAACCGCAACUGGCAUUGGCUGCAGCAUUAGAGAUACAUUUAGUGUGAACUAGGGUAUAAACUUGCUGUAAUAUUUAUCGGCGCCAUGCUCUUUAAAGCAUGUCGAACAGAACUCACAAUAAACUCAAACUAUAGUUGGAAAUAA